Nematolebias whitei (Rio pearlfish) is the source of this 3439-nucleotide messenger RNA. It is a transcript of the gene cracdla, whose product is annotated as cracd like a. The record is from RefSeq and is a predicted model, not a curated record. NCBI's taxonomy places the organism in Eukaryota, Metazoa, Chordata, Actinopteri, Cyprinodontiformes, Rivulidae. The transcript is spliced from 11 exons. The coding region runs from base 202 to 3276 and encodes 1024 amino acids.
CAUGCAGUGACCUUCUCCCUCUGUCUUUAUUUCCUUUUCUCACCGCCUGCUUUAUUCCUCCACUUUGCUCCUUUCCAUCUGCAGAUGUGGACGACAGAAGUCUGAUUUUAAUCAUUAGCUUUGGGUGAGAACUCUGCAGCGAGGAGGACAAACAGGAGGAAGAGAAGCCGAGCCCCUGGCUUGGUCGUCUGGGUCAGACUGAUGGAACCUUUCUCUGGAGAUAGAGAAGAAAGCACAGAGGAUGUUUCAGGACGUAAACAUUCCAGAAUCAAAUCUCUGAAGACUCUCUUCAGGAGACGUAAGAAGACAAGCGAAGAAGCAAAUGCUAAACUCAGCCAAUCAGCCAGUGACGUGACUGCAGGAAAGGGACUGGGAUCAGAUGAAGAUUUAGUAAGCUUCAAGGGAACAAUGGGAUCUCGAGCGUUGUCCCACGACAGCAUCUUCCUGGAUGACCAGGACCUGACAGACGCUGAACCUGCCAGGGUUUUAUCUCAGGACAAUGUUCACGGUAAAAUCAAAGCUCUGCAGAUGAAGCUCCAGCUGCAGAAACUGCAUUUUGGGCCACCACCUAUGGUUCUGCCUAUCAGAAGUCCAGAGGAGCCGAGCAGCCAUUUAGAGGACUUUUCUUUUCACGGUUCCAACGAUGCUCCAGGAGAGGAAACCCUCACAAAGACAUCUUCUCAGCCAUGCUCUCCUCCAAUCUCACCGCUCUCCAAAUCUGCAGCAGCCAAAUCUCCACUCCCAACCCCAUUCAGUCCAUUUUCUGUACCCACCAGCUCCACUACAUCUGCUGAUGAGCUUCCGUUAGACUUUAGCUCGCCAGCUGAAUUCGCUGCCUCUUUAGACACCUCUGCUGCACGCCACAGGCUGUCCAUCAAACCCAGACAUCAGAGGGCCAGCACAAAGAAGAAACCCUCAUCUGUGACUCAACCUGGGUCUCCUUUACACGUUCUAAAAACCACUGACCACUCAUCUUUCAUAGAGUCAGAAGUUAAGGGAGAAGACGGGGGAGCAGAGGAGACCGAGGGAGAGAAGAUAAACUUUUCUCAGCAUCUUUCUUUGAAACCUGCAAAGCUGCCAUCAGUCACCUCCGAGGCAGCACUUAAAGUAUCCAGCCAGCAGGAGCACGAGACAGUAGCCUCCCAAAUGGUCAAACCUCUCAGGCGGGUGGGUACAGCUCCCACUAAACGGCCGCACUCGUCUUUCAUCGAGUCAGAAAUAAAAGACAAAAGUGAGCGGGGUUUGGAAAUACAAGUAACGUCUGACAAGAAGACUGAAGUUUCUCCUGAGCAGCUCCCCACGCUCAGCUCAGUGGUGGCAUCCAGGCCUUCUUUUGCUCAACAACAGCUUCAUAGUGAGGAGGACACUACGAGAGGAAUAAAGAAAUCCCUCCCAGGAUCAGGCUUAUUCUCUUUGCCUUUCAGCACUGUCAGAAACGAGGAGGAAGAAAGACCACGUUCAGGCAGUUUCGGAGAACUCUUGGAACAGAUAGAAGCCAUGAGUAAAACAACAAGGGCACCAGAGAAGGAAAAGGAGGAACCUAAAAUCAUGCAGCUCAAAGGGAGCCCCUUUGCUGCAGAAAGAAUGAAACAAGAGGGAUCUCCAUCCAGAGGUCCAGCUGUUCUGUGGGACAGAAAGUCCAGCCUCAACAAGGCAGAACCAGCAAGAAACGUCCCCCAAGAAACAGCUGCUGGGGAGUCUCAGGAAAUGGAAAGCACGUCCAAAGGCUCAGGCAUUCUGUGGGACAGAAAGUCCAGCCUAAAAAAAGCUACACCAGCUAAAAACGUACCCCCAGUAACAGCCGCCUUGGAAGCUGGGGAGGUGGAGAGCAGAGAGGAGCUGGUGGAUGUGGCAGAGGAAGCAAAGGAGGCGGAGGAGGGGAAAAUGGCGUUUGGUGUUAAGCUGCGCUCUACAUCUCUGUCACUUAAAUUCCGAUCUGAAACCUCUUGUAAUCGCUGCUCAAAGCUGUCUGAUGACCAAUGUGACAACAAGACAAGGCAGGAAACGGGCGACCUCACAAGUCAAAUGCCUGAAAACGUGUCAAUGAACACAGCUUGCGCUCUCCAUCCAAAAGAUCCAGCCCCAUCUGGUGUGGCCCUCCCAGUCAAGCAUAACACUUUGCUGACCGACGGUCCUCCCACCACGACCACAAAAGUUCAAACAACUCCUUCAAACAACAAAGAAGCAGAAACCACUCCCCAGCAGCCUCAGUCCCCAACAUCCUCAUCAGAGGUGUCCUGGAUGAGUCUGGCCAUGGAAAAAACCAAGAGCCUCCAACAGCUUUUCACCAGCAGAUUUCCAAGAGAUUUUACAGGUUUACAAACCGCUGCUCGACCACAAGCGCAGGCGCAGCCUAAAACUCAAACAGAAACGAAAACAAUGACAGAAACAAUGACUGGGCCUCAAAUGCAAACAGUUAAGGUUCAGCAAGGUUCAAUCCAGCCAUCAGCAGAUACGAUGAAAGAAGAAUUAGUUCAAGCAAGUAGUCAAGAGCAGAUUGUUAAACCAUCAGCAGUGGCAAUGCAACAGAAGCUGAUACUCAUUGAAUCACAGUCCUCCAAGCAACCAAAUGAAGGCCAGUUCCAGUCCAACACAUCUCAGACUGCGUCUCAGACUGCUCAGAGCGUCUCCUGGACAACCCAGUCCCUUUUACGCUCUCAUUCACAAACAGCGACCACAUCUCAGCCCUCACAAGGGAGUACGCCCCAGUCUUUUGCUCCGUCAUCCUCAGGCCAACACCAACCGUCCUGGAGUAAUCGAGGUUUCCAGCCUGCCACCCAGAUCAAAUCUUCAGCUCAGACGUCAGAGUCCCCAGAGACACCAGUUCCUUCUUCAGACUCUUCGUUGAACAAAGAGAGUCCAUCACUGUUUCCUAGACGAACAAUCUGGACUGGCUCGGUGGCGGACAGGGCUGCAUUUUUGGAGAAACGAACCGAGUGGACAGCGCCGCCGUCGUUCAAAGGGGUGGAUCAAAGGAACCCGCAAACAGCGGUGCAGACAUCAGGUGACACCCCCAUCUCAGCAAAACCUCCAGCUGCAAGCAAAGACGUGGUGGCAGAGCUCAGACAAGGGGUCAAAUCUGAAGAAUCGAGCCCCAUCAGAGUACCAGAAAAGCCUCGUGAGGACAAAUGGCCGAGGAAGAACGUGGAGUCACCUUCGUCUCCAUCUUCACUGCUCACACGACCAUCAGUGCUGCAGUCUGACAGCAAGCAGCCGACCUGGAUGGAGCUGGCCAAGAGAAAGUCAAUGGCCUGGAGUGAUAAGACCAUGGACUAAACAGGAAACAAAUACACUGAUUUAAGGAGCAGUCCGAGAGAAAAGUACUUCUUUUAUCAAGAUAACGUGUUAAAUGUUGGGUGAGGAGGCUUAAAAAUCACACCUUUUGAUAAAUUAUAAAUCUGUUUUAUUUUUAUUUCAUUGCUAAAAAGGUUUUAUUAAG